AUGGAGGAAGACUUACGUCCUAUUUCCCUCACCUCCCAAGUUGCCAAGGUUAUGAAAGGCUUUACUCUUGAGUCACUAAUGUCCGAAGUCGCUGGAAAACUUGAUAAAAAGCAACUUGCACUACCUGGAAUAUCAAAAACUCAGGCAUUAGUCUACCCCUGCACCUGA
Paramuricea clavata is the source of this 168-nucleotide messenger RNA. The record is from the annotation of a GenBank genome assembly. NCBI's taxonomy places the organism in Eukaryota, Metazoa, Cnidaria, Anthozoa, Malacalcyonacea, Plexauridae.